UCUCCUCGCGACAGCUGUCUCGCACCUUUGAGGCUCACCCGACACUCACAAUACAGCUUCAGCGACACUCACCUCGGCUCGAACAGCUCCCUGCUGCCUUGUUGAUCCGACGAUCCAGCCGAACGAGAUGGCAAUAUAGCCCGCGCUUUGCAUCACAUACUCAUUGAGUCCAACAUCGCCAAAAUGACCUCUCGAGGUCUCCAAUCUGCAUACUCGUCACGCGAUGUCUCGCCGAACCGCCGCGCAGAACCGUACGAUCCAUUCCACGACCAAAUCGAGAUGUCACAUCUACCCGAGCCUUCCUUAAAUGCACACAAUUCGCACAGCUCGCGCGAACAGUCUUUGGAAGAUGAGCAACGUGGGAGGUCUCAUGGCAGGUCGCAUUCGGGAGCAUACCUUCUCCCCACACAGAACAGCUCCCAGUAUGCGCCCUUGAACAGCCGACAGGAAAGUCCCCGGCCCUCAAUGCGCUCGGGGCGGGAGUCAAUGAUAUCAGUGGCCUCGUUGUACCAGGCAAAGACAAUGGACGCGGAUACACAGGCUCUCGUGGAGAAGCGCGUUGGAGAACUGGCACAAUGGCACGUUCACUGGACCACGCCUGCAAUAAUAUCAUCUUUGUUUGUGGCAGGAGUUAUGGGGGCCCUAGGACAUCACUUCUUCUACGCACAUCUGAAUGGCAAGCCAGCGACAGAGCAAUUGAUGAUGGUGCGGUAUGGCACAGCCCUAGCGUUCUUCACCAAGAGCAUGCUUGUAAGCUGUGUUGUCGUAUGUUAUAGGCAACGCGUAUGGCACACGCUUCGACGUAAAGCCAUGACCAUCAACGGUAUUGAUGGCCUCUUCUCUGCGACAGAAGACCCUACGAUGUUUUUCCUGAACUGGGAGAUGGUCAGGAAUGGCAAGCUAGCAACAUUGAUGGCGAUUUGCAGCUGGCUUAUACCAAUCGCUUCUGUCUUGUCUCCAGCUUCACUUACCUCCCAACCCAGACCUACGAACAUGACAAUGAUCUGCCCAACUGUUGCUACACUCAAUUUGACGCGCGAGGCCGUAUUUAAUUUUCGAGAAGAACAACACGGUAAUUCGCGCGGUAACUCGCUCGUUUACUACAAUACAACAGAUCCCAGUGGGAUGCAAGAUGGAUAUUUUGAUUAUUAUGAUGGACCAUCGAAAAUUGCUCGGCGGCUGGCGUUCAGCAGCGCGUACUUGAAGAAGGCCCAGCCACGCGAAAAGGCAGCCGCCGAGUUCUGUGGUACAGGCUGGAAUUGCACGUACUCGAUCAACUUCAUGGCUCCGGGCUACAAAUGUGACGACGUUAGUACUGCUAUACCUUGGGAUGCUCCGUUUACACUUGACCAAAUAGCACCUCAAGGCGACUUCAUCUACCACGCCGAGGUUGAUCAAGGCGAAUACAAGAGACCCCAGGCCCCAACUACUGAAGGCGUACCCGAUCCCGGAUAUCCAGAAUCCCUUGGUGUCUUCGAAGAUGAGCCAGUGCUAUGGAUAGGCUACACUGAAAACACAAGUACGAAGUAUCCGGCAGAUUCACCAUACGCGCAGAAGUGGGUCUGGGUGCAUGAGCCUAAGAUUUUCAAAUGCGUGAUGUACCACACUAACUAUACAUUUGAGAUGCGCUAUCGUCCUACACAGAACGCAACUCUUAAAGAGCGCCAUUUUCUAUAUCCUGUUAUCAAUACCACGCUUCGACAAAAUUCAAGCAACGAUACUACCUUCACUGCGUCCCCGACUUCCGCUUUCAUCAGCCCCAGAGAUGAUCCGACUGCGUACAAACUUACUGCAACCUACCACUCCAUGGGCGCGAUGUUCCGGACCUUCAUCCGUGGCGACAUCGAAAAGACCUCGGACACAUUCAUCAUCACGCGCUCCGACAUCUCCGAGACCCGGCUCAUGGACGGGCGGACAUCAUACCCGCAGCGGAACCUCAUGGCAGCCGUGCAGAGCCUAUUCGAAGACAUGCUGCUCACGCUGCUCUCCGAGCCAACGCUCGUCGCAGCCGAGACGCAGGCAGUCGAGUGCGUCAAGAGCCGGCUGAUGAUCGUGUACAUCUACCUCCCGCGCAGUCUGUGGAUCGGCUACGCGAUGGCCGUCGCGGUCACGCUCGCGUCCAUUCUUAUUGGUUCGUGGGCCAUAUACCAGAACGGCGUGGCGAGCGACACGCUGUUCUCGCGCAUCCUGGUCACGACGAGGAACCCCACGCUCGACCAUCUCAGUGUCGGUGCGUGUCUGGGCGGCGACCCGUUCCCGAAGGAGCUGCGAGAGACGAAGUUGAGGUUCGGCGUGUUGCUAGAGGAUGAGCCGCGGGAGGGGCCGCUGGGGAGAGUCGAGCACUGUUGCUUUGGGACGAGAGGCGAGACCUCGAAUAUCGUCAAAGGCAAUAACUACGCGGGGCUGAAGAGAUAUCGUGGUGAGCAGGGGAGUCGAGAAGAGAAGAGGGGGCUGCUUGAAGAUGAUAGAAACUCUUUAUGAAGUUAUGUUAAUGAAAUUUAUGUAGAUGUUAUGAGUACAGAUACGCAUCAAUGCGUAAGCGGCGUCUACGCCUGGUAUCCA
This is a messenger RNA of Boeremia exigua, 2562 nucleotides long. RefSeq lists its product as uncharacterized. Bases 184 to 2481 code for a protein of 765 amino acids. NCBI's taxonomy places the organism in Eukaryota, Fungi, Ascomycota, Dothideomycetes, Pleosporales, Didymellaceae. The transcript has 2 exons. The record is from RefSeq and is a predicted model, not a curated record.